Messenger RNA from Python bivittatus (Burmese python), 1690 nucleotides. NCBI's taxonomy places the organism in Eukaryota, Metazoa, Chordata, Lepidosauria, Squamata, Pythonidae. The record is from RefSeq and is a predicted model, not a curated record.
AUGCCGAGGCCACGGGCAUGUCUGCCCUCCUGGUUUCUUCUGGUCAUCUGCUUCAGCCAUUCUUUAGUCACGACUGUUGCUUUACAGCAAAACUUCAAGAGUGAGAUGUUCAAUUUCUAUCGCACAUUGAUGCUUGCAGAGGGCAAGGAAACAACACUCUUUCUCUCAAAAGAGGCGCCUAAAAGGUGCUAUUUUGUUCUAAAAGAAAGCAAAAUCUCUGCACUCUUCACAGUGAGAGUAACUCCGUGCGAUGUUCCCAUUGAGUGGAGUAUACGGGUCCCUAAGAUAUCAGCAAACUAUUUUGGAAAAACGAUUUCUGAUAAUUUGAACACUCAGGAAGCCCUCAGAUUCCAGAAGGCAGCAAAGAUGGUGUGGACUCUCUUUAGCUAUAGAGGCAAUUCUGUGGAGACCUAUACUGGAGCAUCUUACCACUCCACCAUCUACAUGCUUGAAUUCCUGUCCAUCGAGAAAGACACCCACAUUACAGUGUAUUUAACCACUGACCCCAAAUCCGAUCACUUUUAUCCUGAACUGCCAAUGGAUCCGCGCAUUGACGUCAUUGGCAUUGGCCCCACUGCAGUAACUCUUGCUUGGAAGCAGAGUCCAAGUGCCCUGCCAUCCCAAGGAAACAUUCAGUAUUGUCUCCUGGUGAACGAAAACUACAACUACAAGAGCUUAUGCGCAGCAGAAACAGCUACACGAGCUUCAGGGGUGAAAUUGCCUCCCACUUUGGUACUAUCUCCCUCCACAGAUAGCCUGACCCCUCUGCAACUGAAAGCAUUGUCCAAGAGUGAAUUAAGCAUGAGUAACAACGGUGGCGGUGCAGAGAUGAAGCAAGUAUGUGUGGGACUCAGGAGCACCUACACAGUGUCCCACCUGACUCCUGGUGUUCAGUACUAUUUUGAUGUUUUUGUAGUCAAUUUCCUCACAAACACCAGUGCUGCUUAUACCGGAACCUUCGCCCGUACUCUUGAAAAUCCUGAGCCCAAAGUGAGCAAACUGAAGGACGGGAAGGUGAUUCAGUUAAGACUAGACAGAAGGAAACAACCCUUCUACAAUUUGCUGUACCAGGCAAAGCAGAAGCGGGUCCAAUUUGCUUUUCAGUCCUGCAACGGGCAGCUCCAAGUGGAAAUAUCCAAGGAUGGGAAAGUGCUGAUGUCAGAGAGCUUUGCCGGCUUGAGGCAUUUCAUACUAAAAGGAAGGUUGGGGGACACCUACCUGGUGCAUCUCUGGUCCACUGAAUCUUCAGCUGCAUCCGUGAAGGUUCAAGUGUCCUCUCUCUUCCAUAAGCCUUUCUUCCCAGCUCUCCCAGAGAGUUUAAAAAUCAAGUCCUUCAACAAGCUGAGGAGCUGCAAUUCAGUCACCCUCGCCUGGCUUGGAACCCAGGAACUGAGCAAGUAUUGCAUCUACAAGAAAGUGAUUGGGGAGGACCAGGCCUGGAUGGAGACCAGGAAGGUCGAUAGGUGCUCUGGGCCGGAGUCGAGGCAGAAAAGUGAAAAAGUGCUCUGCAAAUUCUUCCACGACCUCAAUCUGCGGCGAGCUGUGUCCACCGAAACCAUCGGGGGCCUGGAAGCAGGGAUGGUCUAUUUGUUUGAUGUGUAUCUCAUUGGGUCCUCCGGGAUUCCAGUCCGCUAUUACAGCAGAGUUGUGAAGACAAGGAAGAGAUGUUGAGCAUCUUCAGACACAUAUU